UACCGACACACCGGGCGGACGAGCAGGAGGAGGGAUGGUAGAUUUAUAUCUGUUUUUAAAAAAAAGAAGUGCUUUGGAGUUGGUUUAAAGUGUCGCCUGCUGUGUCUAAAAACUGAGCAAAACUCUCUCGAUAAGGAACUUUUUCAAACUCUGGAGAGAAUCGGACAGAGGAAGGGGGGAUCGUUUGGAAGAAGAGAGAGACAGGGAGAGAGGGACCGAAGAAGGACAGUCGAUUUAACGGGGGCUGAGAGAGGUGGUCAUUGGGUCGCAGCCGGUGUUAUCCCGUGGAACUCCUCUUAUUGCUUCUCUGGGAAAGAGAGAGAGUGUGUGUAUGUGAGUGUGUGUGUGUGUGUGAGAGACAGAGAGUGUGUGUGAGUUUUUUGUUGUUUUUUUUUUUAUAUUUAGGUGGAGUUUUUUUAUUUUUUUUAUUGAAAGUUUUAGUUUAGGUCAUUUUUUUUAUUAUUGAAGCCAUGGUCGGGGAGACAGAGGUGAAGGAGAGACCCAAGUCCAAUCCGGACUAUCUGAUGCAGCUGAUGAACGACAGGAAGGUGAUGAGCUCCCUCCCUAACUUCAGCGGCAUCUUCACGCAUCUGGAGCGGCUGCUGGAUGAAGAAAUCGGGAGGGUACGCAAGGACAUGUACAACGACACAGUGAACGGAGGCAUGUUCAAUGGUCGGGAUAUGGAGGAACUUCCUGAAGCGAUCGGCCCCGUAGCACAGCUGCAGGAGAAGCUCUACGUGCCUGUCAAAGAAUACCCUGAUUUCAACUUCGUAGGGAUCCUCGGCCCACGUGGACUGACGGCCAAACAACUGGAAGCAGAAACCGGCUGCAAGAUUAUGGUUCGAGGAAAGGGCUCCAUGAGAGACAAGAAGAAGGAGGAGAUGAACCGAGGGAAGCCCAACUGGGAGCACCUCAGCGAGGACCUCCACGUCCUGAUCACGGUGGAGGACACACACAACCGGGCCAAGAUCAAACUCCAGCGGGCCAUUAACGAGGUCAAGAAACUGCUUGUACCCGCUGCCGAGGGGGAGGACAACCUGAAAAAGAUGCAGUUGAUGGAGCUGGCCAUCCUCAAUGGAACGUACAGAGACGCCAAUGUCAAGACGCCCACCGGCGCCUUUCCUUUAGGGACCCCUCAUUCGCCUCGAAUCAUCACAGGCCCGACGCCCGUCCUGCCUCCCAGCUUGCGCAACCAAGCCCCUGUCAACACGCCGACCAUCAUGCCCCUGAUUCGUCAGAUCCAGAGCUCCGCCCUCGUGCAGGGAGGUAAUCCGCAUGCAACGCUGGUGCAGCAAGGACCCGAAUCUGGAAUUAUCUACACGCCCUACGACUACCCCUACACACUCACGCCCUCCAUAUUGGAAUACCCGAUUGACUCAACUGGAGUAUUAGUCCCUUCUUCCUGUGUUUUUACAGCAGGUGCCAUGACCACUAAGGUACGACGCCACGACAAGAGAAUCCAUCCUUACCAAAGGGUAGUGACCACAGACAGAGCUGCCACGGCAACUAACCCAUGACCCCUUGACCUUCUGACCUUUCCGCCCACUGAUGACCCACCCAUCUCUGCCCGCUGGCGUGCUCAUUGGCCCACGGCCCCGCCACUCCCCCAGCUCAGCCAACCAGAGACCAGCACAUUGGGAACAACCUGGCUGCUUCUGUCUAACCAACCAACCAGACGACAGCGAUCAUGGGAAUAAACCUCAGGACCCCGCCCAUCACCGAGUCCUAAACUUAAACUUUACCAAACGUGCCUUCCUUCCGAAAGUUCAAAGCCAGUAGUUUUUUUAUAACCUUCCAACAGCCACAAUCCCAAUUCGUAUUUGCAUAACCAGUAGACUUUAUUUGGGAUCGGCCCCAAAGCGGUGAAGGGCUCCCAAACCAAUCCUUGGCUGUGCCAAACUGUCUCUCUGAGCUGCCCUGCCCUCAGUCCAUGUGAUGCAAUAAUAAUGACUCUAUUAAUAGCAUGGUAACUAUACUUAUUAUGAUGAUAAUUGUACUUAUCCAGCACAGAAACCCUCCAGAAACACUAAACUAAAAGAGAUAUGUUGAUAUUUUGAUGUAUUUUUUCCUCACUGGGCGCCGAAGCUUACCAAGUGUCUUUUUAAGUGUUUCCUCUUUGGGUCAUUAAAUGAUAGGUUCACAAAUUGUCAAGUCGGAGCUAAAACAGCAGUCAGGUGCCAAUACUAACAUUGACGUGUGUUUUUCUUGCUGUUAUCAUUCCUCCUGUUUAUAGUGACCAUUAGAAGAUCCCUUCAUGAUGUGAUUACAGUGUGUGUGAUGGGGGGCAAGAGCCACAAAUGUUUGCCUGAACACUUAAUGAGGCUUCAGCUAUCCAAAUUAGUCAAAUCAAGUUACUGUCUUUUUAGUGCCAAAUUCCUUCUUUUUGUUAAGAUCUUUAUUGGACUAAUUGAGACGGUUUUCGGAUAAACUUUUGCAAAGAAUGAAGACGGAAUGGAAUUUAUGCCCCAUCACUUACAGUCAAAGUGCAUUUAUAGGGUAUCUUUUAAUGGUCAAUGUGAACAGGAGGAAUGAUUACAGCAAGAAAAACCUGUAGGCACCUGAAAAUUGUGACCCUAUCCUUUAAUUUCAUCACAAUAACACAUAAUUGGUGUUAAAAUGUUAAAAUAUAUUAACAAGCUUUCCCUUUGAAUGUAACACCAAUUGCGUCAUUCCUACAAUCUCUUUAAAAUGUAAUUUUCUUUUCUUUUUUAAGAGCACAUCAUUUUGUGCUUCAUUUACCUUCUAAAACUGUCUUUAAAACAAUUGAACAAAUAAUGCUACAAAACUUUUUAAAAGCCGUCGUUUACAUGAGUGAAAACGCACAAAGAACUUCUCUUGUCAUGAAGCGGCAGGUGCUCAAUGAGGAAAAAUAACAAACUGGAAUCCAAAAUACCAAAAUAUCUUGUUUUUUUUCUUAGUAGGUAAGGCACUCUGAGUCGACAUAUACUGGAUUAAUGUCAAGCCUGUGCUCAUUCACAGUACAGAUACACACAUACACACACAGAGAGGGGAGGUUGCACUUCUUUUGUCAAAAUGUGGAGGACUUACACAACGAUGCCUUUGCCUUUAUCACACUACAGUAUUGUAUGAGCUUGAACAACAGUGCCUUUAUUUAUGGAGAACAGUGUUACACCUAAAUCUUUUACAACUACAUUAUGGAUUUGAGUCAUUUGAGUUUAUGCAGAUGAAUUAAGGCUGUGUGAAAUGUGUCGCAGCCUAAUUGUCGUGGACAGUUUAUGGCUUAAAUCCAUAUAACUCCUCUCAAAUCCCAUUUUAGUGCCAAAAAAAAAAAAAAAAAGUGGCUCAUUUGACUUGGAGCAGCAGCACUGAGCUCCGACUACAAUGUCUGAAAUGUUUAUGUGAGGUUCAGAUGAGCCUCAAGAGAACAGUGUUAUAUUUUAUCCUCUAUUUUUUUGUUUUUGUUUGUUUGGUUGUUUGAUUGUUUUUGUUGAAGAUGAAUUCGUCCAUACGUAUAUUUUGCAUGUGUAUCCGCUUUUUUCUCAGAGCACAUGCAGUUUGACUGUGACUCUACACACACAGUACACACACACACAUACAAAAAAAGCACCUGAUGCCUUGAUAUCAAACAAAUCAUGGAGUCGUAACAUCUGUAACAAGUUUAUAAUGUAUUUUUAUAUUCUAUUUUGUACGUGAAAAUAACAUUAAAUGACCUUUUCAGAUAAGAAUGUAAUGCCUUAUUAUGGAGAAUAAUUUGAUGAAUUUAACUAUCUAUCUGUCAUGUGUCAUCAGUAAUCCUGUCACCCUCUCAAUGUCCUGAAAUACUGGAGUCUCUGAUGUUCUCUGUUUUAACUUGAGCCUUUGAAAAUCAGCAUUGCUUGCCUCCUGUGCCUUUUGUAUACACGUGUGACAAUUAACAGUGUAGUUCAACAUUAAUCUACUCUUUUGUGCCAAGUGUAGGUUACUAACUGUUACCACUUCUGUGAUUAUUAACCACUUUAAUUGUAUCUGUCUCUGCUUUGGACUCCUUUUAAAAAUACAUGUGUGUCUAAAAAGUGGAAGAUAAAAAAAGAAAAGGAAAGAAAAGAAAAUAUAUGUGUGAUCAAUGAACUUUUAACUUUUAAAGUAUUUGAGCAGGAAUAACUCUUUGUACUGGAAGGCAAUCCUAGCACACUAUUAAACUCAUAGUUGUAAAA
Scomber scombrus (Atlantic mackerel) is the source of this 4154-nucleotide messenger RNA. RefSeq names its product QKI, KH domain containing, RNA binding 2 (gene qki2). Gene Ontology annotation, molecular function: mRNA binding. Gene Ontology annotation, cellular component: nucleus. The record is from RefSeq and is a predicted model, not a curated record. Lineage: Eukaryota; Metazoa; Chordata; Actinopteri; Scombriformes; Scombridae. Gene Ontology annotation, biological process: regulation of mRNA splicing, via spliceosome.